UGGUUGUAAUGGUUUUAUUUAGUCAACGUAUUAAGAUCAUUUGUCUCAAACAUCAAAUUCUCUGUAUCUUAAUCUGAUACUCGGCGACUCUGAUAGAGCAAAAUCAAAUUCAGCGUUUUAUCGGCGUAAUGUUGAGUUUGAUCUAAAGAGACAGUUCUCCACCUUCAGACGUUUUAUUGAAUUUCUGUGAUUGACAGGUUUACGAUCACUGGAUCAUUUAAACAGAAGUGAAACACGGGUCAACCAGUUUUAACUGGUUUCCUUCCAGGUCACUCAUGCAACAACUUCUAUGACCCGGAACCGAAUCUAGUUUAAUCCCGAACCUGACUGGUCAGUAGGCGGGGCUUCACAAGGCGUUAACCUGUAUUAUGGGAUGUUUCCUUGGUAACCACAAAUCUUGCUUCAUCGUACGUGACCAACCCAAAUCUAGACCUGAAGCUUGUUUACUGGGGUUUGUUUAUUGAUUUCUUUAUUGAUGUGUACUUGUUUACAGGUGAGUUGUGUACUUGUUUACAGGUGAGGUGUGUACUUGUUUACAGGUGAGGUGUGUACUUGUUUACAGGUGAGAUGUGUACUUGUUUACAGGUGUGUACUUGUUAACAGUGAGGUGUGUACUUGUUUACAGGUGAGAUGUGUACUUGUUUACAGGUGUGUACUUGUUUACAGGUGAGAUGUGUACUUGUUUACAGGUGUACUUGUUUACAGUGAGGUGUGUACUUGUUUACAGGUGAGGUGUGUACUUGUUUACAGGUGUGUACUUGUUUACAGUGAGGUGUGUACUUGUUUACAGUGAGGUGUGUACUUGUUUACAGGUGUGUACUUGUUUACAGGUGAGAUGUGUACUUGUUUACAGUGAGGUGUGUACUUUUUUACAGGUGUACUUGUUUACAGGUGAGGUGUGUACUUGUUUACAGGUGAGAUGUGUAGUUGUUUACAGGUGAGGUGUGUACUUGUUUACAGGUGAGAUGGGCUGUCUUGGAGGGCAGACGGAGGAAGAACGACUGGAUGAAAAAGCAAAGAGAGAAGCAAACAAGAAGAUUGAGAGACAACUUCAGAAAGAGAGACAGGCUUACAAAGCUACACAUAGACUAUUACUGCUGGGUGCAGGAGAAUCAGGUAAAAGCACGAUUGUGAAACAGAUGAGGAUUCUUCACGUCGACGGCUUCAACCCUGAAGAAAAGCAGGAGAAGGCUCAGGACAUCAGGAAGAACGUGAAGGACGCCGUCGUGGCCAUCGUGUCAGCCAUGACCUCGUUGACUCCACCCAUACCUAUUGGUAACCCUGACAACCAGUUCAGAGUGGAUUACAUCAACAGCAUCGCACCGCUGUCUGACUUUGAAUACACUGAGGAGUUCUUUGAGCAUGCUCAGCAGCUCUGGGUGGAUGACGGCAUCAAGGCGUGUUUUGAACGCUCCAACGAAUAUCAGCUGAUCGACUGCGCUCAGUAUUUCCUGGACAAGUUGGACUUAGUCAGGAGGCCGGACUAUACGCCCACUGACCAGGAUUUGUUGCGCUGCAGAGUUUUGACUUCAGGGAUAAUUGAAACCAGGUUCCAGGUCGACAAGGUCAACUUCCAUAUGUUUGAUGUAGGUGGACAGAGGGACGAACGCAGGAAGUGGAUUCAGUGCUUCAACGAUGUCACGGCCAUCAUCUUCGUCGCCGCCAGCAGCAGCUACAACAUGGUCAUCAGAGAGGACAACUCCACCAAUCGACUGCGAGAGUCUCUGGACCUCUUCAGGUCCAUCUGGACCAACAGGUUUCUGAAGACCAUAUCCGUGAUCUUGUUCCUGAACAAACAGGAUGUCCUUGCUGACAAAAUUCUGGCGGGAAAAUCUAAACUGGAGGAUUAUUUCCCUGAAUACACCAACUACACAGUUCCUGUUGACGCUGUUCCUGAUGCUGAUGAAGACGCUAGAGUGGCCCGAGCAAAGUUCUUCAUCAGAGAUGAGUUUCUGCGGAUCAGCUUGGCGAGCAGCGAUGGGAAGCAUCACUGUUAUCCUCACUUCACCUGUGCAGUGGACACCGAGAACAUCCGGCGCGUCUUCAACGACUGUCGUGACAUCAUUCAGCGCAUGCACCUGAGGCAGUACGAGCUGCUCUGAUUGGCUGCUGGGGGAUCACAUGUCUAGAGGCUGAUAUCUUAUCAAUAGUUGAUCAAUGCUUAUAGAUCCUAAUAUAUUUAUAACUUUCGUGAUCACAGACAUUUAAUACACAGCUGUUGACAUUUAUUGAUUAGGACAGACUGGAAGUAUCUGAACAUAUAUUUUGUUUCUGUGCUGAUGUCUGACACAGGGGAUUGUGGGUAGUGUAGUUCUGAUGUUGAAGAGCAAAGAUUGUUAUUUACCUGCCACAGCAAGAGCGAGAUGUCAUAAUUAGGGGGCGGGGUUAAAGACAAAUCUAAAUCUAUUUUUUCAUGUUUAUGUAAUUAACUUUCCUCUGAUUGGCUGUUUCCAUCGCUGAUGCAACUUGUAGAUUUGUACGUGAAAGAUGAGGUGUGUUUCAUUUAAACAUUAAAAUCUUCUCUUUGUAGAGUUCAGUUAGAUUUGCUUUAACUUCUAAAUCUUUAAUUAAAACAAUUUAACAUUAAAG
Molecule: messenger RNA, 2589 nt
Organism: Platichthys flesus (European flounder)
Lineage: Eukaryota; Metazoa; Chordata; Actinopteri; Pleuronectiformes; Pleuronectidae
Product: guanine nucleotide-binding protein G(olf) subunit alpha-like
Exons: 12
Coding region: 966-2102 (378 amino acids)
Biological process (GO): adenylate cyclase-modulating G protein-coupled receptor signaling pathway
Cellular component (GO): heterotrimeric G-protein complex
Molecular function (GO): GTPase activity; G protein-coupled receptor binding; GTP binding
Source: RefSeq, a predicted model, not a curated record